This is a messenger RNA of Tribolium madens (black flour beetle), 1011 nucleotides long. RefSeq names its product XK-related protein 4-like. Gene Ontology annotation, cellular component: plasma membrane. The transcript has 5 exons. The coding region runs from base 1 to 1011 and encodes 336 amino acids. The record is from RefSeq and is a predicted model, not a curated record. Lineage: Eukaryota; Metazoa; Arthropoda; Insecta; Coleoptera; Tenebrionidae. Gene Ontology annotation, biological process: apoptotic process involved in development; phosphatidylserine exposure on apoptotic cell surface; engulfment of apoptotic cell.
AUGACUCAUUUGGGUCAACUUUUUUCGCUUAAAAUUAAGUACAUAAUCGAUCAUGAUGACCCGUCCGUCGGUAAAACCCGAUUAUUGCACUGGGUGGUAAGAAUUAUUUUCCUCCUUCUACAACUCUCCCCUUUACUUCGCUACAUCGAUACACUGAUCUACGGAAUUCAGAGUAAAAUCAUCGGUUCUUCGUUUCUCUAUCGUCGAAUGUUGGACGAAGACACCAACAGUGCACUUUUAAGGUUGUAUCACUGUUUUCUCCACGCCGCCCCUCAAGCCAUCAUCCAAUUGAUGAUCCUCUUGGUGCACGUGACCCACCCCGAAAAAGUACCACUCGAAAUAGAUGUCAUCGUGAUCCAAUCAUGGACGGUCGUGGCCGCCUUGAUGUCAAUCGCAUGGUCUCUCACGUCAUACCACAGAUCUGUCCGUUACGCCCGAGACGAUAAAGAAAAGAUCAAAUGGGCAGGGACUUUGAUUGCGUUCUGUUGGCACCUUAUGAGUGCAUUAUCACGUGUUUUGGCCUUGAGUCUCUUAGCUUCCAUCUUCCCAGCAUGGAUGGGGUGUGUGUGUGCCCUCCAUUGGAUCGUGAUGUCCAUAUGGUUGACCUUGAGUCAACACCACCCGGCAGCAUGUAGUAGUCGAUGCGAGGAGAUAUUCCUGUCAAUAAGUCUAGGCCUUGCCUAUGUGUUGGCAUUUAUUUCACCACGAGAUGGCCCCACUAGAUACGUCUACCUCGCCUAUUACCUCGUCUGCUUCAUGGAGAAUACAGCGGCGUUAGUCGUGUGGUGUGUUACAAAUAAUUCCGUUGAUAAUCCCUGUCUCUAUUAUGGGGCUGCUGGGGCGCAAAUCGUGGCGUUCCUCCUCGGGAUUGCAUUCCUCCUCAUCUACUACAAAUACUGCCAUCCAUCCAAGGCCUACCGGAGUAAAAUCCCCGAUGUGUCCGAUUCCGGGAUGCUCGAUAUCGAUAAGCCCGGUUUUAGUAAAUCGUACGAUGUGAGAUCGCAUUCCUGA